AACCUUUCGUGGACGUAUCAAAAUCACUGACUUGUAAGUUUCAACUCUUGGAGCUUCCAAAUUCUAAGCUCAUUGCAACAUGGAGAAUGAAUCACAGGAUUCUGCUCGAAAAGUGAUUAUUCAGUUAAAAGCCACUGCUGAUGCGCCUAUUCUCAAGCAAAAGAAGUUCAAGAUGCUUGGAACUGAUAAGUUUGCUAAAGUGAUUGACUUUUUGCGUCGGCAAAUUCACAGGGAGACCGUGUUUGUAUACAUCAACAGCGCAUUCUCACCAAAUCCAGAUGAAUUGGUGAUCGAUCUGUUUAAUAAUUUCGGCGUUGAUGGUAAACUGCUGGUCAACUAUGCCUGUUCAGUGGCGUGGGGCUAACUUUCACGAACAGCUAUGCUGAUAAACUGUUCAUACUAUUUCAUGCAAGAGCAGUACAUGAUUUGUGGAUAGACUGAGAAUAUGAUUGAAGAAAUGGAGAUUACAAGCAUAAAAUUCACAUGCAUCUGUCA
Messenger RNA from Populus euphratica (Euphrates poplar), 495 nucleotides. RefSeq names its product ubiquitin-like protein ATG12. The record is from RefSeq and is a predicted model, not a curated record. NCBI's taxonomy places the organism in Eukaryota, Viridiplantae, Streptophyta, Magnoliopsida, Malpighiales, Salicaceae. Gene Ontology annotation, molecular function: Atg8-family ligase activity. The transcript has 6 exons. Gene Ontology annotation, biological process: glycophagy; autophagy of mitochondrion; autophagosome assembly. The coding region runs from base 80 to 364 and encodes 94 amino acids. Gene Ontology annotation, cellular component: autophagosome membrane; Atg12-Atg5-Atg16 complex; phagophore assembly site membrane.